UCAAUGUGAAAAGCAUGUCCUCGUCACCAUCCAGCCUGGAGGACGGUGUGAGACUGUUGGGCACGGUGCAACGAUGUGACAGCGCCCGGAAAUCGCUCGCGGGCACGUUCGGCAGCAGCAACGGUGCCGGACCGAGCAAGAUGAUCGAAAUGCAGCCAGCGGAACUGUCCGAAACGGAGGACAAUUCGUACAUGUACUUCCGGCAGGAGGGUUUGUUUGCAAACAGUUUCCCCAAGAUGAAAGAGAUCCGCCGGAUGGGGAAGCUGUGCGAUGUUACACUAAAGGUGGAUUCACUCUCAUUUUCUGCUCACCGUAUCGUGCUGGCUGCAACAAUUCCUUACUUUUAUGCUAUGUUUACCCACAACAUGGCCGAAAGCCGCAUCAAAGAGAUCACGAUGAAGGAAAUCGAACCAAUGGCACUGGAAAGUUUAAUCAACUUCGCGUACAGUGGUCUAGUCAAAAUCGAUACCCAAAACGUGCAGAGUCUCAUGGUCGGUGCAUCCUUUCUGCAGCUGAACGAAGUGCGGGAUGCGUGUGCAAAGUUUCUCAAGCGCAAGUUCCAUCCACAGAACGUGCUCGGUAUACGACAGUUUGCCGAUACGCUCGGUUGCUCGAAGCUGAUCGUGUCCGCCGAUCGCUACAUCCAUCAGCACUUUUCCAAGGUAGCGAAUGGAGAUGAAUUUGUAGCGCUAAGCUACAACGAGCUGAUCGAUGUGAUAAGCCGCGACGAGCUUAAUGUGAAGAGCGAAGAGUGCAUCUUCGAGGCGUGCAUGCGAUGGGUAAAACACGACCAGGAAGCCCGGUCCGAGUAUUUGCCACUCAUACUGGCCAACAUACGAUUGCCGCUGCUUUCGCCCCAAUUCCUUGCGGACAAUGUGGCGACGGAAGAGCUUAUCAAAACGUCCCACAAAUGUCGCGAUCUGCUCGAUGAGGCAAGGGAUUUUCAUCUGAUGCCCGAACGUAGGGCACUCGUGUCUACGACGCGAACGCGACCCCGCUGUUUCGAUUUUGUCGUUGGACUAAUCUUUGCCGUUGGAGGGCUGACGAAGAAUGGGGAGUCCGUUAGCACGGUGGAGAUUUAUAAUCCGGCCACGAAGGAGUGGAAUAUGGGCGAAGCGAUGACGAUGUUACGAUCGCGCGUUGGAGUUGCCGUUACGAAUGGGAAACUGUACGCGUUCGGUGGUUUCAAUGGGACGGCACGGCUUUCGACGGUAGAAAUCUACGAUCCACGCCAGCACCGAUGGUCCCAAGGUACGGCAAUGCGCUGCAAGCGGAGUGCCGUCGGUGUGGCCGCCCUGGAAGAUUAUGUGUACGUUUGCGGUGGGUACGAUGGUGUGACGAGCCUUAGUACGGUGGAACGAUAUUGUCCACGGACCGAUACCUGGAGCUCGGUAGCACCAAUGAUGAAGUAUCGAUCGGCCGGUGGCGUUGCCGCACUCGGUGGUUACGUGUACGCGCUGGGCGGGCAUGAUGGUCUGUCCAUCUUCGACACCGUCGAACGGUACGAUCCGUUCACCGACACGUGGACCAAGGUGGUAUCGAUGCUUAACCGACGGUGCCGGCUUGGGGUGGCCACACUCGGCAACAAGCUGUACGCUUGCGGUGGAUACGAUGGAAACUCUUUCCUACGCUCGGUGGAAGUAUACGAUCCGGUUAAGAACAGCUGGUUACUAAUCGCCCCGAUGAACGUCAAGCGAAGCCGGGUAGCGUUGGCCGCUAAUAUGGGCAAACUGUGGGCAAUUGGAGGGUACGAUGGGGAAUCGAACCUAUCCACCGUUGAGGUUUACGACCCAAAAACGAACACCUGGACGUUUGUGGCACCGAUGAAGCAUCACGGUGGUGGGGUUGGAUGUGGUGUCAUACCGACACCGUUCCAGGAUUAA
Messenger RNA from Anopheles maculipalpis, 1883 nucleotides. RefSeq names its product kelch-like protein 18 (gene KLHL18). Bases 15 to 1883 code for a protein of 622 amino acids. The record is from RefSeq and is a predicted model, not a curated record. Lineage: Eukaryota; Metazoa; Arthropoda; Insecta; Diptera; Culicidae. The transcript has 4 exons. Gene Ontology annotation, molecular function: protein binding.